UUGGGGAGACGGAGCCGGUCCGGAUGACGUCAGAGGGCUCAGACUGUCGCUGCAAGUGCAUCAUGCGCCCUCUGAGCAGGGACGCCUGCCAGCGGCUGCGGAGCGGCAGUGUGCGUGUGGAGGACUACUACACUGUGGAGACAGUCAGCUCCGGAUCCGACUGUAAGUGCUCGUGCACGGCCCCCUCGUCCUCCCUCAACCCCUGUGAGAACGAGUGGAAGAUGGAGAAGCUGAAGAAACAGGCCCCCGAGUUACUGAAGCUCCAAUCCAUGGUGGACCUCCUGGAGGGAACACUUUACAGCAUGGAUCUAAUGAAGAUUCACUCCUACAUCAACAAGGUGGUGUCUCAAAUAGACACCCUAGAAGAGGUAGGCAACCGAUUAGGCGCUUUCACACCGGAGUACUUUUCCCAGGAGUAG
This is a messenger RNA of Notothenia coriiceps (black rockcod), 419 nucleotides long. RefSeq names its product olfactomedin-like protein 2A. Gene Ontology annotation, biological process: signal transduction. The coding region runs from base 24 to 419 and encodes 131 amino acids. The transcript has 2 exons. NCBI's taxonomy places the organism in Eukaryota, Metazoa, Chordata, Actinopteri, Perciformes, Nototheniidae. The record is from RefSeq and is a predicted model, not a curated record.